UCUCCUACAAUAAUGCUUCACAUGCAUUCAACAAUUUAUUUUCGUGCCAGCUAAAUAAUCCCUGGUGCACCCAUGAUUGCACAGUAUUAAUUUCUCUAUCAAACAAGUGACAUUUUUUACUAAUUAAUAUCACCUAAACUUUCACCUAUAAAUAGUCCCACACAUCAAUGCAAACCUCACCAUCUCAAAUAACUCUACUAACUAAUCUCCUCCAUAAUCCUAAUUUGUGAAGAGAUUUUUGGUGUUUAUUUUUUGAGAAAUGGCUUCCAAGCAAAAGACAUCAAUUGCACUAUUCCUUGCCCUAAACCUUCUCUUCUUCACUCUUUCAAGUGCGUGUGGAACGUGCCCCGGUCCAAACCCUAAGCCCAAACCUAAGCCAAAGCCGAAGCCAACUCCAAGCCCUAGCAAGGGUAGUUGUCCUAGAGAUACCCUAAAACUAGGGGUGUGUGCUAACUUGCUCGGCGGAUUGCUUGGUGUGACCAUCGGAACUCCUCCAAAAAAGCCGUGCUGCAGCCUCAUCGUGGGUUUGGCUGACUUGGAGGCGGCCGUUUGCCUUUGCACCGCGAUCAAAGCCAAUGUUCUUGGGAUCAACCUAAAUGUGCCUGUUUCCCUUAGCUUGCUUCUCAAUGUUUGCUCCAAGAAAGUUCCAAAGGGUUUCGUUUGCGCCUAAUUAAUUUGGGUCACGGCAUCUGUGUUUUUUAAUUUGUGAUGUUAUGUUCUUAAUUUCCUAAGAUUCUUGAGUUUUUAGCUUUGCAGUUCUUGUGCAUGGCAGCUUUCCUUGUUUUAUGUUUGUUUGGGUGGCAAAAUCAUGCCCGCUAUAUAUGCAUGUGAGCUUGGAAUGAUAUAUGUAGUUUGUCGAUCGUAAUGUUACUCUACAUUUGCAGUAAUUAAUAUAACGAAGGAUAUCGCUACUAAUUAAAACC
Messenger RNA from Salvia miltiorrhiza (redroot sage), 923 nucleotides. RefSeq names its product 14 kDa proline-rich protein DC2.15-like. Bases 260 to 670 code for a protein of 136 amino acids. The record is from RefSeq and is a predicted model, not a curated record. NCBI's taxonomy places the organism in Eukaryota, Viridiplantae, Streptophyta, Magnoliopsida, Lamiales, Lamiaceae. The transcript has a single exon.